CUAAAACAAGAUAAACAUGAACAGGGGUGCAAGGUUAUCAAUUAUGGUGGUGCACGAAGUAAAACAUGAAACAAGGGUGGCAGAGGUGCGAGGUUAGUAAAAAUCAGGGGUACUCGCAGCAAAAAUUAAAACAAGGGUGUGAGAUAAAGGAAAAAGGGGGUGCGCAGAGUAAAGUAUGAAACAAGUGUGGCAGGGGUGCGAGGUUAGUAAAAUGGGAAGUGUAUGAAGAAGAGUGAAACAGGCCCAACUGAAAUACCAAGCAGGGGUAUGGGAUUAAGAGAGGGGGUGCACGAAGAAAAGAAAGAAGGAAACCCAUAUGGAGGUGGAUGAGGUAAAAAUAGGGGUGCAUGUGGUAAUGGAGGGUUGAAGGCCUAAAGCUCUUUUCUUUAUUUUUGAAAACCCUAAAUAACUAAAGUUUAUUCAGCCUUCUCUUCUUCAUUGACGCAAGCCAUCACGACACCAGUGGCAGCGACGCGCGUUUGCUCAACCUGAAUCACUGUUGACGAUGCCGACCACCGUCGCAAGGCCCGCCGGCUAGGACAUCGUCGUUCCAUUCAGCUCGCGUGAGGCAUCCUUGCACCAACGUUCACAACGUCUUCUCUUCAUGCAAAACCUGGAUCGAGACACGGCAGCCGCACUACCGUCACCGCUUGCUCUCACCGGCGACGUCGUCGCCCUUCGCUUCACUCCGCGUAAAACGCUGCUGCACCUGCGUCUCCUCUUUCGCUUCUCCAGCGCGUUCAAGAUAGGGGCUGCACCGAUCCACUUCGCGGCCGUGAGGUCUCGCUCGCCGGAUACCGCCGUUAGCGGUUUCAGCCGCCUCAAGGUCGUCGUCGGUCCUGCCGUCACCGUCGAGGGAAUCGCCAGCACUGCUGGUGCACGAGGACUCCGCGGCUCGUCAUCACGCGACCAUCACUCCUCCGUUCACGUGACCACACGCGACCACACUCCCGUUCAGAGCUUCGAAUCGCCGGCGGCAAGGUCAAAAUGGUGAUGUGAUGUUGAGACGAUGGCUCUACGAAUGGGUACGUUGCGGGGUUGGAUUGGGAAGCCGCGGGAUGGGGAUGGAGAACGGGUUUUUCGGUGUGUCGAAGAUGCCAACCGUGUUAGAAUGAACGAGCAAAGAAAGGUGAGGAUUGGUGGUUGAUUAUGGGUGGCUAUGUGGGGAUGAAUGGUGGUGAAGGGUAGGGCUUAACUUAUUGUGAAACGAAAGUUCCCUGAUCAAAUGGCUCUCUUAUGUUGUUUUUACGCUCUGUAAUGCCAUCUAUUCCACCCAUCAGGAUAUGAAUCUCCCUUUUUAUGUAACUAUCUGCUUUAUUCUGUUCACAUUUCUCUGCAUCUUCCCAUCUCGAAAUUUGGGAUAAGGUUGAGAGCAGAUGUUGCUUCCUGUUUUUUUUAUUUCA
Vigna unguiculata (cowpea) is the source of this 1403-nucleotide messenger RNA. RefSeq lists its product as uncharacterized. The record is from RefSeq and is a predicted model, not a curated record. NCBI's taxonomy places the organism in Eukaryota, Viridiplantae, Streptophyta, Magnoliopsida, Fabales, Fabaceae.